AUGGAUUUGUUCAAGAAACAAAAUUCAAGCAUCACACAAGCCUUAACAAAACAAACCGUUGAGAGUACAAAUGCAUAUAGGACGCGACUUGAAGCUUCAAUUGAAUCUAUCCAAUGGCUUUUAAUCCAAGGGUUGCCUUUCCGUGGUCAUGAUGAAAAAGAAAGUUCCUUAAGAAGAGGUAACUUUCUUUCACUUUUAUCCCUUAUUUCCAAGGGUAAUCCUGAAUAUUCUAAAGUUGUUUUCAAAAAUGCUCCUAGUAAUUGUCAACUUACUUCUCCUAAAGUCCAAAAAGAUAUCAUAAAUGCAUGUGCAAAAGAGACCACUAAAGCAAUGCUUGAAGAUAUUGAUGGUGGUUUAUUUUCUAUCCUUGCUGAUGAGUCCGCUGAUGUUUCUGACAAGGAACAAUUGGCACUUUGUUUGAGAUAUGUUAAUAGAAAGGGAGAAGUGUGUGAGCGUUUACUUGGUAUUGUGCAUGUUGUAAACACUGCUUCUUUGACUCUCAAAACUGCUAUUGAAUCCUUAUUAAUGGAGCAUUCUUUGUCUUUCUCUCAAGUACGGGGUCAGGGUUAUGAUGGGGCAAGUAAUAUGCAAGGUUCUAUUAAUGGCCUUAGGACUCUUAUAGAGAAUGAGUGUAAAGAAGCUUAUUUUGUCCACUGCUUUGCUCACCAACUUCAAUUAACUCAAGUUGCACUUGCUAAAAAGAAUUCAGAUUGUGCUUGGUUAUUUGUUGAUGUACUUGCACCUCUCUUGAAUUUUGUGGGGGGUUCACCAAAAAGGAAAGAGUUUCUUCGUGAAAAUCAAGCUCAAAGAGUGGUGGAUACAUAA
Molecule: messenger RNA, 825 nt
Organism: Chenopodium quinoa (quinoa)
Lineage: Eukaryota; Viridiplantae; Streptophyta; Magnoliopsida; Caryophyllales; Amaranthaceae
Product: zinc finger MYM-type protein 1-like
Exons: 1
Coding region: 1-825 (274 amino acids)
Source: RefSeq, a predicted model, not a curated record